CAGUCUUUGAUCUAAACUUCAUAACCUUUCCAAAAAAAAUAAAUUGUUGAACUUGCUUUACUCUCUGAUCUUAAACCUUUGACUCGAUACCAAUUAUGCCCAGGCUAAAGGCACAUCACAUAGACCCUGAGGCAACGCUUGAUCAGCCGCAGUAUGCCUUCUUCUUCUGUAUCAUGGGAGCCGUAUCAGCGAUUGCCUUCUCCACGCUGGGAGCUGCCUAUGGGACUGCCAAGUCGGCCAUUGGCAUCUCAUCGAUGGCUGUCAAGCAUCCGGAGCUGAUAAUGAAGUCCAUCAUUCCCGUGGUAAUGGCUGGCAUUAUAGCCAUCUAUGGACUGGUCGUGUCGGUGCUGUUGACCGGUUCGUUGGUAAAGAUGUACCCCACCUACAAGGGAUUCCUCAAUCUUGGCGCCGGUCUGGCUGUGGGUCUCUCCGGAAUGGCGGCUGGCUUUGCCAUUGGCGUCGUGGGCGAUGCUGGUGUUCGUGCAGCCGCACAGCAGCCAAAGCUGUUUGUGGGUCUAAUUUUGAUACUGAUAUUUGCCGAGGUCUUGGGUCUCUAUGGCCUGAUAGUGGCCAUUUAUUUAUUCACCAAAUGAAAUUUCAAUAAAAGUGGGACAUCUUCAGAUCCCACAAGUUCUUCGUAAGCGAGGCGUCACUUGUGUUUAUUGGUAACCGGUUUUCACAUCUGUUUCAUGAGGGUAUAACUUUUUCCUCGACAUUCUAUUUGCUCAGUUGGAUGAUCUGCUACUGCAAUGGUUGAUCAGUUUGAGUUGAGACAUUGUCGGAGACACUUCGCUUCUGGUGCUAGAAUGUUUCUUCAUUUCGUCGGCUUUUGGAUGGUGCUUGGCGUCUGUCUUUUCCACGUUCAAUCGCAAGAUAACACAACUGUUGCAAGAAACACCACAGUGGCAAGAAACACUACGAAAAUUGUGAUGGUGCGUCCACUGCACAAGAAGGAGGAUGAAAAGAAGGAUAUCAUGCACAUCGUCAUACAUAAAAUACUCCCGGGGGAUCCGUACUACAAAGUGUUCGAUGGAGACCAAGCCAAAGCACGACGCUACACCAACAUGAUCUGGCAACGUCUCCUGGAUCGUUACAAUACCAUGCUGAUAUAACUUAAGUAAUGUUUAUUGAAUGGUCGUUUACUAAGUGAUUAUAAUAAAGCUAGAGCUGAAGAUCGAA
Drosophila miranda is the source of this 1179-nucleotide messenger RNA. RefSeq names its product V-type proton ATPase 16 kDa proteolipid subunit. Lineage: Eukaryota; Metazoa; Arthropoda; Insecta; Diptera; Drosophilidae. Gene Ontology annotation, biological process: proton transmembrane transport. The record is from RefSeq and is a predicted model, not a curated record. The transcript has a single exon. Gene Ontology annotation, molecular function: proton-transporting ATPase activity, rotational mechanism. The coding region runs from base 96 to 593 and encodes 165 amino acids. Gene Ontology annotation, cellular component: proton-transporting V-type ATPase, V0 domain.